AUGCAAGAUACAGAAUAUUUUGACGACUUAGCAGAAACUUUGACAUCUGACUUUUACAACCACUUGUUCUCAUAUUUCAUGACAUUAGAUAUUUCUAAGUUCAAUCCAAGACAAAUUCCACAUACCGAAGAAAGACAAACAUUGUUAGAAGCAAACAAGAGUGUUUAUGAACUGUUUAUAGAUGAGACUAACUUUGAGUGUUUAGAUGAAAGGUCAUUGUACGAUGAAUAUAAACAAUAUUGCCAAGAGUAUGGUUAUAUGACAGCGUCUAAACGAACAUUCUUGGCAAAUGUCAAAAAUCUUUUAGAUGUUCAGAACGGCGUAUAUACAAAGAAAAAUUUUUCUGAGUAA
This is a messenger RNA of Trichomonas vaginalis G3, 351 nucleotides long. RefSeq lists its product as uncharacterized. The record is from RefSeq and is a predicted model, not a curated record. The transcript has a single exon. NCBI's taxonomy places the organism in Eukaryota, Parabasalia, Trichomonadida, Trichomonadidae. Bases 1 to 351 code for a protein of 116 amino acids.